Molecule: messenger RNA, 1948 nt
Organism: Musa acuminata subsp. malaccensis (wild Malaysian banana)
Lineage: Eukaryota; Viridiplantae; Streptophyta; Magnoliopsida; Zingiberales; Musaceae
Product: protein DETOXIFICATION 16
Biological process (GO): xenobiotic detoxification by transmembrane export across the plasma membrane
Cellular component (GO): membrane
Molecular function (GO): xenobiotic transmembrane transporter activity; antiporter activity
Source: RefSeq, a predicted model, not a curated record
AGGGUGAAGAUGGCUGGUCGAUGGCUUCGGAAUCCGACCUCGUACGCUCUGCUUCCUCACGGCGAACCAAGAAAUGAGAGGAGAAGACGCUUCUCCUCUGCUGGUUCCCGCCGCUAUCCCCGAGAGGGGGUUCGAAGAAGAGGAUCGCUUGUGCUGCUCCCUCCGCCUUCGGAAUGACGUCGAUGUGGUCGCGGAAGCGAGGCGCCUGCUUUCCCUGGCGGGGCCUCUAAUCGCUGCGAGCCUCCUCCAGUACAGCCUUCAGCUCAUCUCCAUCAUGUUCGUCGGCCACCUCGGCGAGCUCAAUCUCUCCGGUGCCUCCAUGGCGACUUCCUUCGCCAACGUCAGCGGUUUCAGCGUGCUGUUGGGGAUGGCAAGUGCAUUGGACACCUCAUGUGGACAAGCUUACGGUGCCAAAGAAUAUCAUAUGCUUGGAAUUCAUAUGCAAAGGGCAAUGUUUAUUCUUCUUCUUGUGAGUGUACCUUUGGCCCUCGUUUGGACCUACACAAGCCAAAUUCUCAUUGCAGCUGGCCAGAAUCCAGAGAUAUCAGCUGAAGCUGGAAAAUACGCUUGUUGGUUAAUACCAAGUCUUUUUGCCUAUGGUUUGCUUCAAUGUCUCAUUAAAUUUCUGCAAACCCAGAACACAGUGUUUCCCAUGCUGAUAAGCUCUGGGAUAACUGCAUUCUUCCACAUUUUUAUAUGUUGGGUUCUAGUGUACAUUUCUGGCUUUGGAAGCAAGGGUGCUGCUCUUGCAACCAGCAUAUCAUAUUGGAUAAAUGUGUUUCUUUUAGUAAUUUAUGUCAAGUUCUCUCAAGCUUGCAAGGAGACAUGGACAGGUCUAUCAUGGGAAUCACUCAAAGAUGUAUUUGACUUUCUAACACUCGCUGUUCCUUCGGCUUUUAUGAUCUGCGUGGAGUUUUGGUCUUUUGAGAUGGUAGUUCUCUUAUCAGGUCUUCUUCCUGAUCCAAAGCUGGAAACAUCCGUUUUGUCAAUCAGCAUUCUUGUCAGUCUCAAUACAAUGUGGAUGGUUUAUAUGAUUCCCACCGGUCUCAGCAGUGCUGUAAGUAUAAGAGUUUCAAAUGAAUUGGGUGCCGGGCAACCACAGGCCGCAAGCUUGUCAGUGCAUGUUGUCCUAAUCAUAGCCAUCAUGGAAGGUUUGGUCGUUGCACUGAUCACCAUUUUGGUACGCAAUGUUUGGGGUUACUUGUACAGCUAUGAAGAGGAUGUUAUAAAGUAUGUGUCAAUAAUGAUGCCUGUUCUUGCCAUAUCCGACUUCAUGGAUGGAAUACAAUGCACGCUUUCAGGUGCUGCUAGAGGAUGUGGUUGGCAGAAGUUCUGUUCUUUCGUCAAUCUUGGAGCAUAUUAUGUUGUUGGCAUUCCUUCAGCAAUCAUGUUUGCCUUUUUCUUGCAUAUUGGUGGCAAGGGACUUUGGAUGGGGAUCAUAUGUGCACUUGUUGUACAAGUCUUGGUUCUUACUGCUGCAAUCCUGCGCACCGACUGGGGUCAAGAAGCAAAGAAGGCAAGGGAUAGAGUUACGAGUGCUGCUAUCCACACAGGUCACUCGGACAGGUUUCCUGAUUCUCUACCAUCCAGCAUUGAAGCCUAUUGACUUGUUCACAGUCACACCACUAUCCAAAUUGGUUCAUCAUUAUCUGCAUUCUGCAGUAUGUUGAGCGAUCAAUCUGCACGAGUAAAAGAAUUGAAAGCUAAGUCUCUUGUACUUUUGCUAGUCUAUUCCAAUUCAACAUUCCUUCCACAGAAUUGUGUUAUUAGCUCAUUUGUAUUGACAAGAAACGCGAAGACCAUAUCCAGAUGCAUCAAAUGCUUCACCGGCGUCUCCUCUUCUCGAUAAACUUGCAUUUCCAAAGCCACCUACUUCUUGUAAAGUGUAGCAGCAUCUAAAGACUAUGUGCUUUAUCUAUCUAUAAAUAGGACUAGACAAACAACACUA